Molecule: messenger RNA, 693 nt
Organism: Epithele typhae
Lineage: Eukaryota; Fungi; Basidiomycota; Agaricomycetes; Polyporales; Epitheliaceae
Product: RNA-binding domain-containing protein
Exons: 5
Coding region: 1-693 (230 amino acids)
Biological process (GO): mRNA splicing, via spliceosome
Cellular component (GO): U2AF complex; spliceosomal complex
Molecular function (GO): metal ion binding; pre-mRNA 3'-splice site binding
Source: RefSeq, a predicted model, not a curated record
AUGGCCUCACAUUUGGCAAACAUUUUCGGUACUGAGCAGGACCGAGUCAACUGCUCGUUCUACUACAAAAUUGGCGCAUGCCGCCACGGCGACCGCUGCUCACGCAAACACAUCAAGCCCGCUUUCUCUCAGACCAUUCUCCUUCCAAAUGUAUAUCACAACCCGGCUCACGACCCCGUAUGCAACAAGACCGAGAAGGAGCUUCAGGAGGGCUUUGACGCGGUCUAUGAAGACCUGUACUGUGAGCUUGCGAAGUUCGGUCAUUUGUUGGAACUCCACGUCUGCGACAACGUAGGAGACCAUCUUAUUGGCAACGUGUAUGCGCGGUAUGAGUGGGAAACCGAGGCUCAGAAUGCGGUGGAUGGUCUGAACGACCGCUGGUAUGCAGGACGCCCCCUCUACGCUGAGCUGUCGCCUGUCACCGACUUCCGUGAGGCUUGUUGCCGUCAAAAUGAAAACGGGGAGUGCAACCGUGGAGGGUUUUGCAACUUCAUGCAUCUCCGCCUAGCAUCCCCAGACCUCGUCCGUUCUCUCCGACACGGACAGCGUUUGGAGCGACGCCUGCACCCCCCAACCACGACCGGCGGCGGAGGCUGGGAACCUACGAAGCGAGAGGGCGGGCGUGGACGAAGCGCCAGUCCUAGCAAGCGCGGGGGUCGGCACGAUGGCGAAGACAGGUGGACACGCAAGUGA